Molecule: messenger RNA, 3121 nt
Organism: Maniola jurtina (meadow brown)
Lineage: Eukaryota; Metazoa; Arthropoda; Insecta; Lepidoptera; Nymphalidae
Product: leucine-rich repeat transmembrane neuronal protein 2
Exons: 4
Coding region: 106-1338 (410 amino acids)
Molecular function (GO): protein binding
Source: RefSeq, a predicted model, not a curated record
AUCAGUUUAAACCAAAACUGUUCCAUUUCUAUGCGUCAGUGCAUUUCCAGAUAUUACUAAUACCUAACUCAGAAUGCAUACAAUGUUAGUAAUUAAUACACGAUCAUGUGGGGGUUAAUAUUGUUUGGGCUAUCUUGGUUGCAUUUUGGGUUUUGUGGGGGUACAGUUUGCCCCAAAGAAUGUGACUGUGAUAUGGACAAUGGGCUAAACAGGGCUAUGUGUGUGGACCAAAAUAUUGUCAGUGUGGAUGUGGGAGUGCCUAAAGAGGUCCAAGUGUACAGUUUGAGCCAAAAUGUUAUAAGUGAAUUGGAUAACUUUUGUUUCAAGGAAAUUGGAUACAGUUCACUGAGGAUCUUAGACUUGUCUUACAAUCUUAUAUUCUGGAUUGGCUUGCACGCUUUCGCCGGAUUGAACGAUCUAACCAAUCUAGAUCUUAGUAACAACAGAUUAAGGUUUAUCACAUCGGAUGUGUUUUGGGAAACGCCAAAGUUGGAAAUAUUGGAUUUGUCAUCUAACGUUUUUGAGAAAGUGAAAAAUGAACCGUUUAUAAUGCAUGAAAAGUUGCAAGUCCUCAAUCUUAACAACUGCCGCAUCAAAUCGUUACCAGAACGACUAUUUAGUAGACUGCCCAAUCUAAAGAAGCUAGACCUAAGCGAAAAUUAUAUCGUCACCAUCACGGUAGCUGUACUGAAACCCAUACGAAAAUUGGAGAGAUUAGAACUGAAAAAUGAAUACUGGCAGUGCAAUCCCGAUUUUAUCGCCGUUGAAACGUGGAUACUUUCUCACAAUAUUAAAUACGAAAAGCAAUGCAAAAAGAAGUCUCUCCGGAAAUCUGAGAAAAUUAUAUCCAUGGUAGUCGAACGAGAAUCGGUGGAUAUUGAUAAAGUCUGGAAUAUAACCGUUGAAAAUAAAACUUUACCAGUGAAGCCGAACGAUACAAAACCUUUGACGCCAUUCCAGAAAUUCGAUCGGGACUUUUCGGCCGUUCAAGCUUUUGUGAUUGGUGUUGAAAUCGGUUUAGCGAUAGGCAUAGUCGGGACCUACUUGUGGUUACGAUGUGUUUGUUCAUGGAGGAAUUUGUUUUCCCGUCCGCGGGCGCAACGGCGCCGUAGAAACCGCAGAACUGAGGGUGAUAUACGAGCUAAUUUACUUUGGAAUAAUGUUAUAAGCCCAGAUUUAGAGACUCCGCCGCUGUAUCGAAGACAGCUAUCUCUGCCGGAGCGAAAUCCACCGUUCCCCAUAUUUGGCAUCGCUGGUCUACAAGUGGACGCCGUACGCGAGGAUAAUAGAGUGGAGACUCCACCUCCUCCAUACAAUGAAUGUCGCUUGAAUAUUUAACACUUUUAACCAGCAGAGAUAGAUUGCAUCCUGGAAAACCAAAGUCCUCACGGAAUUUUAAGAAACUUAAAUCCACGCAGACUCAUCUAAGUAAUAGUUGAAAUUCCACGAACACGUACGAACUACGUAGCGGUUUGCUUCCUCGUUUCUAAUCCGAACCGCUCUUCCGGCAUCACUUUUCCCCUCCACUGUUAAUAUGGGUAGGUAGGUACCUUUAAGUCAAGAGUGAAUAGGCACCUUCUAGACAAGCGCGCUUAAUUUUAGGCUGCAUCAUCUCUGAUUGCAGCCAAGCGCUAGUCUAUAAAGUUUAAAAUAUAUCUACCUAUAGUACGCGACAGUUCAAGAUGGCAAUCGGGGUGGGGACGCCCCGCACACCCGCACUAACCCGGGGCAUGAUAGCGCGGGUGUGUGGGGCGUUCUCCCGCCUCAUAGCCCGAUCGCCAUCUCGUCCUGUCAUGUACUAAACCUAUUUUUUCAAUUAGGUACGUAUCUAUUACAAUUUAAAUAGUAGUAGGACAAGCUAAAAUAUUUACUGUGGCUGCCCUGUGUACCAUAUGGAAAAUCUUGAAACAUUGAAAAAUAUUGUGUAGUAUUUUAUAAUAAGUAAAAAUUUGUAAAAUUAUGUAGGUCCCUAAGUAAUUAAAAUUAAAUGUGUACUUGUAGUUACUUUACUGUAAUGUAAUUAUUUUAUAAGAUAGAUUUGUAAGUUAUUUUAAUAAAUCAAACAGAGCAAGAGUUUUAUUACCAAAAUGGACACCUGUUUGGACAUGUUUUUUUUUUAAUCGAAAUAAAACAAAUAUUUAUAUGAGAAGCAAAAAUAUGGAAUAUUUUAUUAACUUCAUAAAUACCAUUAUCACAUUCGCUUAACACAAUAGUUGAUAAAAUUUGUUAAUUUAUUAUAAAAAAUCAUACGCUUAGUCAGACUCGUAAAAUAGAAUUUAAUAUAAAUUCUUUAUAAACUAAACAGAUAAUUUGGGUAACUAUAUAAAAUUUUUGUACAUGAAAUAACACAACCUCAUGGCAAUAAUUGAACGACAAAAAUUACUAUGGCAUUUCAUGGCGAAUUUAAUAACAGCUUCCAUUUCACACAAUAUAUUUUUUUUUAUUUGAAGCUUACACAAAAUUGCACCAAAGUGAUCUAAUUUCUAUCCCACACUAUUUCAAAAUGAGGUUUCAGUUUUCUAGAGAGGUCUUAAAUUAAAAUAACAUGCCCUUAUUUUUCUGUUUUCUGAAGUUAGGCAACUUUUGUGCUACCAAUUAAUAAUAAAAUUCUUGAACCAAUAAAAUUUUACAUUCUCUUUUAGGUCUCAUUCCUUGACAUUCGUUGUUUUUACGUACAUUUUUUAUUGAUCUAAUGAUUAUAAAAUAGGUAAAAUCUAUACUUAAAAAAUUAUACAUUUUAUAAAUAUUUUUCAAAAAUCAUGGUUUCAAUUAAAAUCUAUAAAAUAAAAUAAUUUCAUGUGUGCGAUUUUCGUACAAAAAGUAUAAAUUGUAUAAGAAUAAAUGUUUAAAUAGAAAAAUUUCAUUAUUUAACAUUUUUUUUACAAAAAGGAAUGUACAGAUUGUAUCAAAAGAUUUAAAUAUUGGUAAUAUAAUAAGAAUAUUAAUUAGCAUACCUAUUAAAACUUUAACACUAGUUUUAAAUGGAUGAAACAAAUCUUCCGUCGCCUUUGUCGACUUUUUUCACUAUUUUUCAAAAGCACAUUUUCAUUCAGGCAAGGAUAAUCCGCUGCGAUCAAAAACAUCUAAUAUGAUCGUAGGGAAAAAUUUAUCCCACGAUAUU